AUGGCAUACUAUCAAAGACCGGCUUCAGCCGCCGGUCACAAUCAGGACGAUCAAGACCUAGCCAAUCAAUACCCCCACUACCCCGAUCCGGAUCUCAUCGUCGGUAGCGGUGCCAAUACUUCCUUCGCCAACCCAUACGAAGCAUCUGCUGCUUCCCAUACAUCCCCUUUCUCUGACUCGCACGCUCCCACACCCAUCCUUCCUGUUUCACACCAGCCACAACAGCAUAUGAGCAUCAGCAUGGAUCAACAACAACGAAUGCCACAGUUGAGCGAGAACUUCUACAGUCAAGCUGCCUACGCACUUGCUAGUCCUCCACCUCCUGCGGCAAGGAUGGCUUCGUUACCGGAGUAUUCUCAGGCUGCGGCGGUGUCGUCGGUGGAUGGUGGGUAUAGUUACUAUGCGAACCAGACGCAGAGUGCUGCUGGCCACUACUCGUCUUUGGGACAUGGCGAAGCGGAGGAGGGAGAAGAGGAUGAUGAUGAUGCAGCAACAAAGUACUCCCCUGGUUCAGAGUAUCAUGAAAAGCAUGAGUACCAAGGGGCUGCAGCUUCUCCAUUUGGUAGGGCUGCUGGGAUGGCUUAUCUCCAAAGCCCCUAUGCUCAGGUUAAGGAUGAUGACGAUGAUGACGAUGCUGAAGACCCUUAUGGUGCCCUCACCCGCGAGACGGCUUUCGGUGGCGAUCCUAACAAUUUUUCCGGAGACCACAACCCAUACUCAGCAGGAUCCAGCUUUGCCACUGCUGGUGCUGGCCCCGGUCAAUUUGGAGACCACGCCUUCGACACACAACACUUCGGCCCCGCUCCCGCCCGCGGAGCACAACUCCGUCGUCACAAAACCAAGAAAAACGUCCGCCUAACAAAAGGAAACCUCAUUCUCGAUUGUCCCGUCCCCACCAAACUCCAAACCUUCCUCACCCGUCGAGCCGAAGAUGAAUUCACAACCAUGCGCUACUCGGCCGUUACUUGCGACCCGGACGAUUUCGCAGCUGAAGCCUUCACCCUUCGACCCGCUAUCUACGGUCGACACACCGAACUCUUCAUCGCUAUCACCAUGUAUAACGAAGAUGAAGUCCUGUUCUGUCGAACCUUUCACGGUGUGAUGAAGAACAUUGCGCAUCUCUGUUCCCGAAACAAAUCGCGCACGUGGGGGAAAGAAGGGUGGAAGAAGGUGGUGGUUGCCAUCAUUUCCGAUGGACGUAAAAAAAUUCAUCCUCGUGUGUUGGACUGUUUGGCAGCGUUGGGGGUGUACCAGGAUGGAGUGGCGAAGAAUAUGGUUGAUGGUAAAGAAGUUCAUGCUCAUCUGUAUGAGUAUACUACUCAGCUGUCGAUUGAUUCGAACUUGCAGUUUAAGGGAGCGGAAAGAGGGUUGGUGCCGAUGCAGAUUAUUUUUUGUUUGAAGGAAAAGAAUGCGAAGAAGAUCAAUUCGCAUAGGUGGUUCUUCAACGCUUUCUGUCCUAUCCUUCAACCGAAUGUUACGAUUCUGUUGGAUGUGGGGACUCGACCGGAGAACAAGUCGAUUUACUACCUCUGGAAGUCCUUCGAUCUCAACUCGAACGUAGCGGGAGCUUGUGGAGAGAUUUGUGCGGAAACCAGAGGGAAAUGGGGUGUGGGACCUCUUUUGCUAAACCCUCUGGUGGCAGCGCAAAACUUCGAAUACAAGAUCAGCAACAUCUUGGACAAGACUACGGAAAGUGUGAUGGGUUAUAUCAGCGUCUUACCAGGUGCCUUUUCUGCGUAUAGGUAUAUCGCAUUGCAGAAUGACGAAUUCGGCCAUGGACCCUUGGCGUCUUACUUCAAGGGGGAGAACCUUCUUGGAGCAGACGCUGACGUUUUCACCUCCAACAUGUAUCUCGCUGAAGAUCGAAUCCUUUGUUUCGAACUCGCAGCGAAACGUGGACACGGAUGGGUUCUCAAGUACGUCAAAUCAGCCAGAGGAGUAACCGACGUCCCCGAGGGUCUACCCGAGUUCAUCUCCCAACGUAGGAGGUGGUUGAACGGAUCCUUCUUUGCGGCCGUGUAUGCGCUUUACCACACUGCGCAGUUCCUUAGGUCUGGGCACAAUGGUUGGAGGAAAGCAUUGUUGGUGUUCGAAAGCCUUUAUUCGUUCAUCAACAUGUGUUUCGCCUGGUUUGGGUUGGCCAACUACUACAUCUUUUUCCGGAUCCUUACGACUUCCCUCGAAGACCCCGCAUUCAAGCUUGGCGGUAUUGGAGUGUUUAACGUCUUCAUGCAGUACAUCUAUCUGGGAACGGUGGUGGCAAGUUUCAUUUUCGCAAUGGGCAACCGUCCUCAGGGAUCGAAAUGGAAGUAUUGGGCCGCAGUGAUCAUUUUUGCCCUUCUCACAGUGUAUAUGAUGGUCGCAGCGGUUCUUUGCAUUAGCAAGGUAGUGAAGAGGGUGGAACAUGAUGUGAUUUACGCACAGAUGGUGGUCUCACUCCUUGCCACCUACGGUGUCUAUCUUAUUAGUUCCCUCCUCGCUUGCGAUCCAUUGCAUUUGGUGACAAGCUUCUUGCAGUACUUGCUGCUGGCUCCUACCUACAUCAACAUCCUCAACAUCUACGCCUUUUGCAAUCUCCACGAUUUUUCUUGGGGCACAAAAGGUGAUACUGCCGUAUCCAAGGAUCUCGGAGCAGUCGUUUCUACGGGUAAAGGAACCGUCGAAAUCACCCUGCCCACAGCUCAAGCCGAUAUUGACACCGCUUACGACGACGCGCUAAACAACCUCCGUACCCGUCCGAUGAUCAUUCGCGGCGACGCAAGUAACGAAGAGAAGGCGGCCAGACAGAUGGAUUACUACAAGAAUAUCAGGACGAAUGUGGUAUUGGCUUGGGCGUUGAGUAACGGUGUAGUGGCGGCCUUCAUUUUGAGUGGCGAUGCGACUUCGACGUUCGAUUCGGGUUCGGGAGUGACGAGGACCAAGGUGUAUAUGGUGUUGGUGUUGGUGUUCGUGGCCGGAAUGGCUUGUAUCAGGUUCAUCGGUUCGACGCUGUACUUGACUAUCCGACUUAUUAACGGGUAG
Molecule: messenger RNA, 3021 nt
Organism: Ustilago hordei
Lineage: Eukaryota; Fungi; Basidiomycota; Ustilaginomycetes; Ustilaginales; Ustilaginaceae
Product: putative Chitin synthase 3
Exons: 1
Coding region: 1-3021 (1006 amino acids)
Cellular component (GO): cell periphery; cell septum
Molecular function (GO): chitin synthase activity
Source: RefSeq, a predicted model, not a curated record